CUUUGACCAAUAGGAAUGAAGAAACAACUCGGGAACAAUAUAAAAACUUCGCCAAGGGAGGAAACGCCUCUACUUCACUUUUGCACCAGAUUCAUUAAGGUCUCCAAGUGGAAACUAGCGGCGUCUUUUUAUAAUUUUUAUUUCUUUAAAGAAAAAAAUAACUACUCUGAAAAUAUGCGUGAGUGUAUCUCGGUGCACGUUGGCCAGGCUGGUGUCCAGAUUGGCAAUGCCUGCUGGGAACUCUACUGUCUGGAGCAUGGGAUCCAGCCUGAUGGGCAGAUGCCCAGUGACAAAACCAUUGGCAGAGGAGACGAUUCUUUCAAUACCUUCUUCAGUGAGACGGGAGCUGGAAAGCACGUUCCCAGAGCCGUGUUCGUUGACCUGGAGCCCACAGUGAUCGAUGAAGUGCGCUCUGGGAACUACCGGCAGCUGUUCCACCCUGAGCAGCUGAUCACUGGCAAGGAGGAUGCUGCCAACAACUACGCCCGUGGACACUACACCAUCGGUAAAGAAAUCAUCGACCUGGUUCUGGACAGGAUCCGCAAACUGGCGGACCAGUGCACUGGUCUUCAGGGCUUCCUGGUGUUUCACAGCUUCGGUGGAGGCACCGGCUCUGGCUUCACCUCUCUGCUGAUGGAACGUCUGUCUGUGGACUACGGCAAGAAGUCCAAGCUGGAGUUCUCCAUCUACCCUGCUCCCCAGGUGUCCACUGCUGUGGUGGAGAACCGGCUGAUCAGCCAGAUCGUGUCCUCCAUUACUGCUUCUCUUCGUUUUGAUGGUGCCCUCAAUGUAGAUCUGACAGAGUUCCAGACCAACUUGGUACCAUAUCCCCGAAUCCACUUCCCUCUGGCCACCUACGCCCCCGUCAUCUCUGCAGAGAAAGCUUAUCACGAGCAGCUUUCAGUCGCUGAGAUCACAAAUGCCUGCUUUGAACCAGCAAACCAGUUGGUCAAGUGUGAUCCUCGUCGAGGCAAGUACAUGGCCUGCUGCCUUCUGUAUCGUGGGGAUGUGGUACCCAAAGAUGUAAAUGCUGCCAUUGCCGCCAUAAAAACCAAGCGCUCCAUCCAGUUUGUAGAUUGGUGCCCCACUGGUUUCAAGGUGGGCAUCAACUACCAGCCUCCAACUGUAGUACCUGGUGGUGACCUGGCCAAGGUGCAGAGAGCCGUGUGCAUGCUCAGCAACACCACUGCUAUUGCAGAGGCCUGGGCUCGUCUGGAUCACAAGUUUGACCUGAUGUACGCCAAGCGCGCAUUUGUUCACUGGUAUGUGGGUGAAGGUAUGGAGGAGGGGGAGUUCUCUGAGGCCAGGGAGGACAUGGCAGCUCUGGAGAAGGAUUAUGAGGAGGUUGGAGCUGAUAGUUUGGAGGAGGACGAUGAGGGAGAAGAAUACUAAACAGGA
Oryzias melastigma (Indian medaka) is the source of this 1398-nucleotide messenger RNA. Its product is annotated as tubulin alpha-1C chain. The record is from RefSeq and is a predicted model, not a curated record. The transcript has 5 exons. Gene Ontology annotation, biological process: mitotic cell cycle; microtubule cytoskeleton organization. Bases 16 to 1392 code for a protein of 458 amino acids. Gene Ontology annotation, cellular component: microtubule; cytoplasm. Lineage: Eukaryota; Metazoa; Chordata; Actinopteri; Beloniformes; Adrianichthyidae. Gene Ontology annotation, molecular function: structural constituent of cytoskeleton; GTP binding.